This is a messenger RNA of Enterobius vermicularis (human pinworm), 729 nucleotides long. Lineage: Eukaryota; Metazoa; Nematoda; Chromadorea; Rhabditida; Oxyuridae. The record is from the annotation of a GenBank genome assembly.
UUGUUUAGGAAGAAGCGAAAGCCACGGCAGUUUUUUUUGUUCAAUGACAUAUUGAUUUAUGGCAAUAUUUUAAUAUCGAAGAAGCGUUACAACAAACAGCAUAUUAUUCCUUUAGAAGAGGUGCAGUUAGAGGAUCUCAGAGAUGAUGGCGACUUGAAGAAUGGGUGGUUGAUAAAAACACGUACUAAGUCCUUUGCCGUAUACGCUGCAACAGCCACCGAAAAGAAGGAAUGGAUGCUUCAUAUUGAGAGAUGUGUGAGCGAUAUCCUAACAAAAGGUGGCAAAAAACCUGCAACGGAACAUGCAGCCGUUUGGACACCUGACAAUGAUGCUCCUAUUUGCAUGGCUUGUCAAAAGACACAGUUUUCUGUUUUGCAACGAAGACAUCAUUGCCGAGCCUGUGGAAACGUUGUGUGUGCGGCUUGUUCCUCGCAUACCCACCAUGUUUCAGGUGUUAGUAAGCGUUCUGUCCGAGUUUGCGAUCGAUGUUUCUUAAAAUUAACUGAGAAGAGUAGUGCUAAUGCAGAAAGCAAUGUUAUUGGCAGAACGGGUUUGAAUGAAUCUAGUGAAUCUGAUGAAGAAGAUAAGAAUGCCCAGUUUGAUCAUCAGGUUUACUUUUGCAGAAUACCAACUUUCUACAAUAGCAGUAAUAUUGGGAAGCUAGUAGAUGGACCAACGGCAGAUUUAAAUCAUUCAGCUGGAAGUCCCCCGCGCCUUUGGCAAACAUGA